This is a messenger RNA of Branchiostoma belcheri (Belcher's lancelet), 1690 nucleotides long. Its product is annotated as protein bark beetle-like. The record is from RefSeq and is a predicted model, not a curated record. The transcript is spliced from 6 exons. Lineage: Eukaryota; Metazoa; Chordata; Leptocardii; Amphioxiformes; Branchiostomatidae. Bases 14 to 1690 code for a protein of 558 amino acids. Gene Ontology annotation, cellular component: membrane.
GUCAGUCGUCACCAUGGGGCCUCCGUGGCGGCGCGUGUUUCUGGCUUCUCUGCUGUUACUUGGAUUAUUGUCCGGUGUAUUUUCCGACGACAUCGGUGGAUCCUACUACGGAAACCACACUCUCAGUCUAUCGGGAAGUCCGUACGACGUGACGCGGGAAGUCAUUGUCGGUGAGGCGGCGACCCUGACGAUCGAGCCGGGGGUUCGGCUGUUGUUCCCGGAGGGGGUCGGCAUGACCGUGCGGGGACGGCUGAUAGCGGCUGGGACCCCUGAACAUAGAAUCGUCUUCGAACGGAAGACGAACCCUCCCGGUGAUCAGGGCAGCACAGUGACCCGUGACCACGACAUCAGGCUGCUGGGUCCUACCGUGUUUGAGGGGCGUGUCCAGGUCAAACGGGAGGGGCUGUGGGGUUCUCUCUGCCUGCAAGAUUCGUGGUGGAGGAACCAAGAAGCAAUUGUGGUGUGUCGACAACUGGGGUUUGCAACGGGACGAGUGGAGAACAAGUACCGGUUUGGCAAAGGGCGCAUGGCUGUGGGCAACCUACGGUGUACCGGCAAUGAGGACAACAUCUACGACUGCAGCCACGAUAGUCUUGACUUACCUCCUCGGUGUCUCCAAGGCCAAAACCGUAGAGACCUUGGAGUGGUCUGCGAGGGAUUGAAUCACAGAGAAAACGUCUAUUGGAAGGCAAUAGACAUUCGCACAACCAAUCAAGCUAUGAGGUCCACCCUAGAAAACGUGGAUCUCUUCCAUGCUGGAGAUCGAGGAGGAAAUCCAAACGAAGAAAGAGCCGCCAUUAUCAGCAGAUCAGUUCCACCUCUGUUGCGCAGCGUCCAUAUCAGGCAUUCUGAAGACGCAGCUAUCAGAGUUGUUAACCCAACUGCGCCUUUUCACAUGGAGCAUUGCGACAUCUCAGAGAAUCAAGGAGCCGGGCUGAUAGUUUCGAAUCCUUCAUCAAACGUGACCGUUGUCUCCAGUAUGUUCAGUAAGAAUUUCCCAGUUGGGAUGCAGGUGACCGGAGGACACACACACACAGGAUCAAACCUCCAGAUCACUGACAGCACGUUUGAACAGAACAGCGGUGCCGGUCUGAUGCUGUCUGACGUCCCGAUGAACGUGGACAUACGUCAGUCUAACUUCAGUACAAACUCCCAUUACGGACUCAGUGUGUUCACCACAACCCAAGUCAGCCUUGUGACUGACAGCUGCCACUUUGAUCACAACGGUCUGGACGGUUUCCAUGCACGAUAUCUCGGGGUGUCGGGCGACAGAAGUCGUACAGUCUUCCGUAAUGGUGGUGCUAGAGGUAACGUUGGAAGUGGGUUCGAUCUAGAAAUAGAAUACCAGGAAUAUCAGUCUAUUACAUCUCCACCAGUAUCCGACCAAAUCAUCAUAGACCAAUCCAACUUUGCUUCUAACGAAAACGGCUCAGUCAAGAUAACAGUUGACAACUCUUACGAAGAUCGCUUCCCGGUCAUUCAACUCACAGACGGAGUUUAUCAAGACAACAUGGCGACGGUUAUCGAGGUUGGCGGGACUCGUGCGGAAGUUACAAUCCAGGAGAGUGAGUUUGACUCAAAAGGCAACACUUUCGAAAACAACGAGCAUGAGGCAUGGUCACUAGCAGACAUGCCUAGUCCGAUGAGCGAGUACUGCACCAUUGAAAUCGUUGGAACCGGACAAUCGUAA